Molecule: messenger RNA, 507 nt
Organism: Zophobas morio
Lineage: Eukaryota; Metazoa; Arthropoda; Insecta; Coleoptera; Tenebrionidae
Product: DNA-directed RNA polymerase II subunit RPB9-like
Exons: 1
Coding region: 72-470 (132 amino acids)
Biological process (GO): transcription-coupled nucleotide-excision repair; transcription initiation at RNA polymerase II promoter; maintenance of transcriptional fidelity during transcription elongation by RNA polymerase II
Cellular component (GO): RNA polymerase II, core complex
Molecular function (GO): zinc ion binding; nucleic acid binding; DNA-directed RNA polymerase activity
Source: RefSeq, a predicted model, not a curated record
ACGUUUCAUUUCUUUGCGUCCGUUUCACCGGUGACCAUCGUUUUAAGCAAAUUUUCUGUGUUCUUCCAACGAUGGCGAAUUCACCAACUUCAAACCCUUAUUUACGUAGCGACGGCCCUCCAUUUGUUGGAAUUCUCUUUUGCCCGGAGUGUAACAAUAUGUUAUAUCCAAAAGAAGACAAGGAAACCAAGACUCUUUUUUACGCCUGCCGCAAUUGUUCGCACAAACAACUUGCCCAGAAUAAGUGCAUUUACGUUAACAAGAUCGUGCAAGAUGUAGACGAAUUAAUGAAUAUCGUCCCUGAUGUUGUCACUGAUCCAGCUUUACCGAGGACUGACUGCCAUCCAUGCCCUCACUGUGGCUGUCGGGACGCAGUUUUUUUCCAAGCCGAAACCCGACGAGCUGAAGAAGAAAUGAGACUGUAUUAUGUGUGCCGAAAUUCAAAGUGCCAUCAUCGGUGGACUGAAUAAACCUAACUACCAGAUCAACAACAACAGGAUCUUUCAA